Myotis brandtii (Brandt's bat) is the source of this 2310-nucleotide messenger RNA. RefSeq names its product CCCTC-binding factor (zinc finger protein)-like (gene CTCFL). The coding region runs from base 1 to 1926 and encodes 641 amino acids. The record is from RefSeq and is a predicted model, not a curated record. NCBI's taxonomy places the organism in Eukaryota, Metazoa, Chordata, Mammalia, Chiroptera, Vespertilionidae. The transcript is spliced from 10 exons.
AUGGCAAGGACGGAGGUCUCGGGCCCUUCCAGGCAAUUCACCAAAAUCAAAGAGCUAGAAUUGGUACCAGAAAAGGCCCAGGAGGAGGAGCAGGAGGGUGUCGUGCGCAGAGCGAAGGAGCCCCCAAACCCCAGGGGAGUGGAGGCCGAGUGCACCUAUGGGGCUCUCCUGACCCAGAUCUCCGAGGGAGAGCAGGAGCUGGUGCCCGCCGCCGUGGAGGACGACGGGAGGCACAUCCUGACCCUCCAGGCGGUGUACCCCACCUUCGAAGACGGGGAGCUGCAGGAGGUCGGCUGUCAGAUGCCACAGCACCAAGAAGGGGGGCCAGGGAUGAUGCCGCAGGCGGGCAGCGCGUUGCCCUCGCUGCUGUGGGUGCGGGAGGGGGCCCGGCAGAGCCUGCACCAGUGCGUGACCAUCAGCAUCCAGGACGAGCUGUACUCGCUGCAGGCGAUGGAGCCCAUGCAGCUCCAGGUCCUGCAGGACAGCGUGGCCCUGGCCCCUGAGGACAGCCCGUGUGCGGAGAGCCCGUCCGAAAGCGCUGAACUGAUUAAGGAGGACCCGCUGCCAGCUGAAGGAGGCGUCCAGCAAGCGCAAGACGAGUUCUUUCUUCUGGAAGCAACGCGGGGACAGGAAGUUGUUCUGGCAGUUUCAAACUUAAACGCGCAAGAAACAGAAGAUCAUCUUGCUUCUAGUCAGCCACCUGUUGAAACAGCCAACUCUCCAAAAACUCAACAGAAGACCAAGGGUAGGCGGCAGGCCUUCCACUGCGACCUGUGCAUGUUCACCACGGCCAGGGCGGCGAGCUUAAACCGCCACGUGAAAACCCACACCAACGAGAGGCCGCACGAGUGUCACCUGUGCCUGAAAGCCUUCCGCACGGUCACCCUCCUGCGGAACCACAUCAACACCCACACAGGAACCAGGCCGCACAAGUGUGGCGACUGUGACAUGGCAUUUGUCACCAGCGGAGAGCUCAUCCGGCACAGACGGUACAGACACACUCACGAGAAGCCGUUUAAGUGUUCCACGUGCAAGUAUGCAAGCGUAGAAGCGAGUAAGUUGAAGCGCCACAUCCGGUCACACACGGGGGAGCGUCCCUAUCAGUGCCACCUCUGCAGCUACGCCAGCAAGGACACCCACAAGCUGAAACGACACAUGAGGACACACUCAGGCGAGAAGCCCUACGAGUGCCACGUGUGCCACGCGCGCUUCACCCAGAGCGGCACCAUGAAAAUACACAUCGUGCAGAAGCACAGCGAGAACGUCCCCAAGUACCAGUGUCCGCACUGCGCCGCGCUCAUCGCCAGGAAGAGUGACCUGCGGGUCCAUAUACGCAACCUGCACACUUACAAAGCCGCAGGGAUGGAGUGCCGCUACUGUCCUGCUGUCUUCCACGACCGCUAUGGCCUCCUUCAGCACCAGAAAACUCAUAGGAGCGAGAAGAAGUUCAAGUGUGAGCAUUGCAGCUACACCUGCAAGCAGGGGCGCCGCAUGGCGCUUCACACCCGGACCCACACUGGAGAGAAGCCCUUCGCCUGCCCAUCCUGCAGCCAGCGCUUCGCAAAGAAGGAACUCCUGAGCGCCCACGUCAGGAAAUGCCACGCCGCCGCCCCGCCGGCCGUGCACGAAUGCCCCAAGUGCCAGAAAGGCUUCUCCCGCUGGGCGAACAUGCGGAGACACGCGGGGAAGUGUGCGGCUGCGGCCCCCGGAGCAGGAGGACGGACCCAGGCGAGGAUGUGGGCGGUCCCGAAGGAGGAAGACGAAUACGAAGCCGCUGCCUGGGAGGCCGAGGAGGCCUCCAUGGUGAGGGGAGACCAGUACCUAGGAGAGAUGACUCCUGUCAACUUCGGGGAGACCACAGCCGGAAGAAAGGACCUGGAUGGAGACCUGACCUGCGAGAUGGUCCUCAGCAUGCUGAACGAGUGAGGCGUUCGGGCCAUUCUCACAGCGCGCCAUCCUCACGCGGGUUAGGAACGCUUAGCGUCCUCUGUGAAACAAUGAAGUUUGUGACACUGGGUAGUCAUAGUUUUUUCCAAAGCUGGAGGCAGUGCCUAGAAUUGUUUGCCUGUUUUUCACUGAAUAUUUACAAAAUUAAAACAGAAAACAUUGCAGGUGUUUUAUAAGAGGCCCACAUCUUGAAUUGAGGGAUAAAAUCCCAAACCCAUGAAUUCAUUCACUAGAUUUUGGCCAAAGUGGCCCACAAUGAAUGAGCAAUGAUUUUUGGACAAUACCUAUUGCUGUCGUAGCACAGACUAUUGAGUGCUUCGGCCAACAGUCAAAGCUGGAAAACUUUAUGUUGAAUUGUACAUG